Messenger RNA from Lolium rigidum, 1918 nucleotides. RefSeq names its product pyruvate kinase, cytosolic isozyme-like. Gene Ontology annotation, cellular component: cytoplasm. The record is from RefSeq and is a predicted model, not a curated record. Lineage: Eukaryota; Viridiplantae; Streptophyta; Magnoliopsida; Poales; Poaceae. Gene Ontology annotation, biological process: glycolytic process. Gene Ontology annotation, molecular function: pyruvate kinase activity; potassium ion binding; magnesium ion binding. The coding region runs from base 16 to 1566 and encodes 516 amino acids. The transcript is spliced from 3 exons.
CGGAUCGCGGCGGCGAUGGCGAACAUCGACAUGAAGGCGGUGCUGGCGGACCUGGAGCGGGACGCGGCGUCCGGGGCGGACGCGCGCACGCCGCGGACCAAGCUCGUCUGCACGCUCGGCCCGGCCUCGCGCUCCGUCCCCAUGCUCGAGAAGCUGCUCCGCGCCGGCAUGAACGUCGCGCGCUUCAACUUCUCCCACGGCACGCACGAGUACCACCAGGAGACGCUCGACGCGCUCCGCCAGGCCAUGCACAGCACCGGCAUCCUCUGCGCCGUCAUGCUCGACACCAAGGGACCUGAGAUCCGUACUGGAUUUCUGAAAGAUGGCAAGCCGGUCAAGCUUACGAAGGGUCAAGAGAUCACUGUUACCACUGAUUACGAAAUCAAGGGCGACUCGAACACGAUCUCUAUGAGCUACAAGAAGCUUCCUGUGGAUGUUAAGCCUGGACAUGUCAUACUGUGUGCUGAUGGUACCAUCUCGUUGACUGUCCUGUCCUGUGACCCAGAGGCUGGAACCGUGAGAUGUAUGUGUGAGAACACUGCGAUGCUUGGAGAGAGGAAGAAUUGCAACUUGCCGGGAAUUGUUGUGGACCUUCCCACGCUGACGGAGAAGGAUAAGGAAGAUAUUCUGGGAUGGGGCGUGCCAAAUGAUAUCGACAUGAUUGCUCUGUCGUUUGUCCGCAAAGGGUCAGAUUUGGUGACCGUCAGAAAGCUUCUUGGACAGCAUGCAAAGCGCAUCAAGUUAAUGUCAAAGGUUGAGAACCAAGAGGGCAUUGUAAACUUUGAUGAAAUUUUGAGGGAAACCGAUGCCUUUAUGGUUGCUCGAGGUGAUCUUGGAAUGGAGAUUCCAGUUGAGAAGAUAUUCCUUGCACAGAAAAUGAUGAUUUACAAGUGCAACCUCGCUGGCAAACCUGUUGUUACAGCUACUCAGAUGCUUGAGUCAAUGAUCAAGUCCCCUAGGCCAACUCGUGCUGAGGCCACUGACGUUGCAAAUGCCGUGCUUGAUGGAACUGACUGUGUCAUGCUCAGUGGUGAAAGUGCAGCUGGAGCGUACCCUGAGGUGGCUGUGAAGAUCAUGGCUCGUAUCUGCGUCGAGGCAGAGUCUUCCCUGGACAACGACGCCGUCUUCAAAGAGAUGAUCAAGGCCGCGCCCCUUCCGAUGAGCCCGUUGGAGUCUCUCGCAUCCUCGGCUGUGCGAACUGCCAACAAGGCCAGGGCCACUCUGAUCGUCGUCCUGACUCGCGGUGGCACCACGGCCAAGCUGGUCGCGAAGUACCGUCCCAGGGUCCCGAUCCUCUCCGUGGUCGUCCCGGUGCUGACGACCGACUCGUUCGACUGGACCGUCAGCUCCGAGGGCCCGGCGAGAGACAGCCUGAUCUACAGAGGCCUGAUCCCACUCCUCGCCGAGGGCUCUGCCAAGGCCACCGACUCAGAGUCCACAGAGGAGAUCCUUCAGGCUGCGUUGAAGUCUGCUGUGCAGAAGCAGUUGUGCAAGGCUGGCGACGCCGUCGUCGUCCUGCACCGUAUCGGCGUAGCUUCUGUCAUCAAGAUCUGCACCGUGAAGUGAUCAUCAGGGACGGCGACUCAGUGCCACGGUACUUCCUUGCUGUGGAAAAACUUCGUUGCUUGUUAAUCUUCUCCCUUGCAGUUUGUUGCAUAGAUCCGAGCUGGUAAAUUAGGAGGGAGGACUCCGUUAUAUAUAGAGCUCUUUUACUGUUGACGCCCUGUAGUAUUUAUUUGACAGGUGGUUCCGUUUCAUGCCUGCGCAAUUUUCUCCUAGUUUCUGCGUUGUUGUAUUCUGAAGUACUCAGUGCUCGUUUGGUAGCUAUGUCAGUAUGUAUCAGAAUAAGAUUGGAAUCUUCGUCGCUAUGCUUCGAGCAGAGCGUUGAGAUAUGCUUUGAUUAGUGACUUCAUAUUUU